This is a messenger RNA of Paramecium sonneborni, 526 nucleotides long. Lineage: Eukaryota; Ciliophora; Oligohymenophorea; Peniculida; Parameciidae. The record is from the annotation of a GenBank genome assembly.
AUGAAAAAAAAUAAAUUGGGUUUUACUGAUGCUAACGAAAAGAAGUAUUAAGUCAUAAAACUUGCUUUGUUAUUGGAAAAAAAAGGCUUAAAAACUCCUUUCAAUAUCAUUAAAAUCUAUACAAAUGUUAAAUGGAGAUUCUAUUAAACCACAAAUUUUAAUAAGAUUCCUAGUUCGAAUCAAUCAAAGCUAGACUAUAUAGAUUUUAAAUCGUAAAAUAUAAACUUAUUAUUUAAAUAGUAAAUAAACUAUUUCUAAAUAAAGUUUGAGAAUAAAAGUUUAGGAAGUUUAGAUAAAAAGUUAGACUGAAAGAAUCCAUUAAUCUUUAUAGGAUGAUAUGUCUAAUUAAUCUAGACUCCAUAAAUUUUCUGAAAUAGCUAGAUUUAAUUAAAAAAUACGAUAAAAUCUCAAUUAGAAAAUGGUAAUAAAAAAGGAUGUCUUUGAGAAAAUUUAUGAAUUUGGACUGCUUGCAACAUUUUUAGGAUUUCUAAUUUCUUUUUAUUUAGUAAUAACAUAACAAAUUUGA